Messenger RNA from Lampris incognitus (smalleye Pacific opah), 900 nucleotides. RefSeq lists its product as uncharacterized. Gene Ontology annotation, molecular function: nucleic acid binding. The record is from RefSeq and is a predicted model, not a curated record. Gene Ontology annotation, biological process: DNA integration. The annotation marks the transcript as partial. The transcript has a single exon. NCBI's taxonomy places the organism in Eukaryota, Metazoa, Chordata, Actinopteri, Lampriformes, Lampridae.
UCCCCACGCAUGCUACGCUGGAGUGUUCUUCUUGGGGCCUACGAUUACGAAUUGUGCUACUGCCCUGGCAAACAGCUAGCAAAUGCUAAUGCCCUCAGUCGCUUACCACUGCCCGCUGGUAUGCGUGAGACCCCUCCACCCAUGGAGGUGCUCUUACUGAAAAUGGCGCCUGAAGCCCCACUGAAUGCAAAACACAUUGCCCCCCUUACUCGGAAGGAUCCAGUGCUGUCCCGGGUGCUGCGCUGGGUCCUGCAUGGCUGGCCAGUGGAUACACCUGACAGCUGUUUCAAGCCGUUUUUCACCUGGCGCCAUGAACUGUCCGCACACAAGGACUGCCUAUUAUGGGGGAGUCAUGUAAUUAUUCCCAACCUGGCGAGGGAGGAGGUACUCGCCAUGCUGCAUGAUGUGCAUAUGAAGGGCCUGGGGAGGAGUUAUGCCUGGUCUCCAGGUAUGGAUUUAGCAAUAGAACAGACAGUAAAAUCCUGUGAAACCUGCCAGAGAACUCGUCAUGCACCACCAACAGCACAGCUGCACCCUUGGGAGUGGACAACUAAGAAAUGGUCCCGGCUACACGUUGACUUUGCUGGUCCAUUCCAGGGGAAGACAUUUCUCAUAAUUGUGGACUCACACUCUAAGUGGUUAGAGGUUGCCAUGGUGAGUUCAAUGUCCUCCUCUGCAGUGAUCAGCACACUGAGGCUCCUCUUUUUAACUCACGGGUUGCCAGAUGUCAUUGUUUCUGACAACGGUGCGGCCUUCACAUCGGAAGAAUUCAAAGAGUUUGCCAGACGGAAUGGCAUCAGAGCAGUGACUACGGCCCCUUACCAUCCUUGUUCAAAUGGCCAAGCAGAACGUAUGGUCCAGACAACCAAGGAAGCCCUGUCUAGGAUCACUAUCGGUGAC